UCUGUGUAAAUUUGAAAUAGGCUCGACGAACGGUCAGAAAGCUGCAGCUACAGCGGGUUUAUCAUUAUUAAUAAUUUUAAUCGUGAGCCGCUGAUUGCACACGGUUAGAGAGGAAUUGUUUUAUUGAUUUCGGCUAUCUGCGGCGGUGAUAUGAGAGUCAGUGAAGUCCAUGCAGCAGAGUCCGUUGCCUACCUGAACAGGGCUCUAGUCAGGCUGCAGGUUAUCUGGGAAGAAAUAGGGAUCCCUGAAGAACAGCGGCUGCGGAGAACCAACGAUGUUCAUAAGCACAUUAAAGGUUUGCUGGAUCUGAUGAUUGCUGAAGAGCAGGAACUAAAGCAGCGAUUACUAAAAACCAUCGAGUCAUGUCAAAAGGAGCUCAAUCUUUUGUGCAGUGAACUGCAGCUGCCCCCUUUUGAGGAUGAGGAAGGCUGCACAAUUCUGCAGAUGGAGAAGAGCUGCCGCACUCGUGUAGAAGUAAUGAAAGGGCACAAAAACCAGCGAAUGGAAGAGCUCAAAGGCCUCGCUGCCAAAGAUUGUGAGCUGUGUGACAUCAUGUGCACCACCCCCUUCAGCAUUGACCAGAACUCUGUCCCAUCAGUGAAACAGCUCGAGACCUAUCGUACCUACCUUGACGAUCUCAUGAAAGAGAAGGAGCAUCGUCAUGAUGAAUUUGUCAGCACCAAAAAGGAGAUCAUUGCUUUCAUGAAUGACCUGGAACAGAAUCCCGAGACUAGUUUCGAGAUGGAUGUGAUGUGUGAGGAUGAGGAUGCAUUUUGUCUGUCUAAUGACAACAUUGCUGCUCUGAAACUUCUUCUCAGUCAUUUACAACAACGCAAGGCAGAGAACGAGCUCCUUUGUUCAGGUUUCCGCACGAAGAUCCAGGAGUUGUGGGAAAGGCUUCAGGUUCCUCUAGAGGAAAGGGAACCCUUGUCUGAGCAUAUGGUCAACUCAAAGAAGAAAAACAUUGAGGCACUUCAAGCUGAGGUUCAACGUCUGGAGGUGCUGAAAAUGCACAGCAUGAAGAGUGUCAUCGAGUCCAUCAGAGUAGAGAUUGCUGUUUUGUGGAAGAAAUGCUUCUACAGCGAUGAGCAGCAGCAAGCCUUCACUGCAUAUCAUGAUGAGGAUUAUACUGAGGAGCUUCUGAACCUGCAUGAGGCUGAGGUCAGGUGCCUGAAGAAGUACUAUGAGGACCACAAGGAACUCUUUGAGGGAGUCACAAAGUGGCAGGACAACUGGAACUUGUACUUGGAACUAGAUAGAAAGGCUAAUGAUCCUUCAAGAUUUACCAACAGAGGUGGGAACCUCCUAAAAGAAGAAAAGCAAAGAGCCGAUCUCCAGAAAAGUUUACCUAAGUUGGAGAAGACUUUGAAGGUCCAGAUCGAUGGUUGGGAGCAGGAGCACAGCAAAGACUUCCUGGUGAACGGACAGAAAUUUCUUGAGUAUGUGCAGCAGCAGUGGAAAGAGCACCAUGAGGAAAAAGAGAGGGAGAAACUUGAAAGACAACUGAAGAAGACCAAACAAACACAAGAAGAUAUGCUGUAUGGAACAACGAUGAGAACUCCAUCUAAACGGCGGAUUGUAGGCACUCCCACGCCUGGAAAGAUAAGGAAGAUGACUGGCACCUCAACCAUCUCCACUCCAAACAGCUUCCUUCACACAGGCCUUGGUGGAACCGUGUGCCAGACCUCCACACUGAAACCACCUCUGUCUGCCAGCAAGAGUCUAGGCCUGCGAACCCCAGGACAUGGAAAGACGCCGCGCGCAAUAGACCGGAACAAGGAAAACCUCUCCCAUAUCAGAAACACUCCAUGUGGCACACCAAGGUCUCAGGAUACUCAAGAUCACACCUUCACCUUUAACUCUAUUGCCGGCUCCUAUUCGGAAUUUGCGAUGGACCUCACAAAGGCUGCUAAAUCGACUGUGAAGACAGGACUGCUGAACUCCACCAUCAGCCAUCAGUGACCGUUCAAAGCAGCACCAGGAGUCAGUCAUGUGGGUGGUGGUUAGGUGUUGAGGAUAAGAGGGAAACUUUAAAUGCUGACCUACAAAAAAAUGUAAAUGUUUUAUUUCUGUAAAUACUUUCACUCCUGUUCUAUGCAUUCAUUCCAGUGUUACUGCUGUUGUAUCCAUUUCUGGGCUAUUUGAUACUUAGUUUUAAGGUGCAGUCCUUUUGUUUUGUUUUUUUGUUUGUUUUUUUAACUGAAAUGUUUAACUGUUGGGUGCCAUUUUUAUUCUGGUACUUGUGGCAGUUAUUCAGUGCCCCCAUUAUGUUCUUCUUUCAGCUAGAAUGACAGCUACAUUUCCUUUUUUUUUUUUCUUGCUUUUAUAAUCAACUUGUAAAUAAAACUAUAGAAGGAAAAAAAAAAAAAAAAAAA
This is a messenger RNA of Girardinichthys multiradiatus, 2375 nucleotides long. Its product is annotated as protein regulator of cytokinesis 1-like. Gene Ontology annotation, cellular component: cytoplasm; spindle; mitotic spindle midzone. The transcript is spliced from 14 exons. Gene Ontology annotation, molecular function: microtubule binding. Bases 151 to 1962 code for a protein of 603 amino acids. The record is from RefSeq and is a predicted model, not a curated record. Lineage: Eukaryota; Metazoa; Chordata; Actinopteri; Cyprinodontiformes; Goodeidae. Gene Ontology annotation, biological process: mitotic spindle midzone assembly; microtubule cytoskeleton organization.